Dioscorea cayenensis subsp. rotundata (Guinea yam) is the source of this 815-nucleotide messenger RNA. RefSeq lists its product as uncharacterized. The transcript has 5 exons. NCBI's taxonomy places the organism in Eukaryota, Viridiplantae, Streptophyta, Magnoliopsida, Dioscoreales, Dioscoreaceae. The coding region runs from base 204 to 446 and encodes 80 amino acids. The record is from RefSeq and is a predicted model, not a curated record.
AACUCUCUUUCUCUUUCAACAAGGUUCUCUUUAAAAUAAUAUUCUCAUUUUUCACACCACACUCAACCUCCUCCUUCUCCUUCUCUUCAUGCCUUCCUUACCUUAUUCUCCCUCUUCCUACAUGGCUUCUCCCUUAUCCUCCUCCUCCUCAUCCACUUCUCCCAUUCUUUUCAAGUGAGAAGGAGUUCAAUUUUCAUUUAGUCAUGGAGAGCUACAAUGAUGAUCUUCACACAAACACCCAAGAAGAAGAACAAGCGUCAAUGGAGAAGAAGUAUGGAGGAAUUGCUCCAAAGAAGAAGCCUCUCAUCUCAAAGGACAACAAACGUGCGUACUUUGAUUCUGCUGAUUGGGCUCUUGGGAAGCAAGAGAGCAACGCAGGACUUCAGAAUAGAGUUCAAGUGGAAUCCCUCAAACCCAAAUUGCAGGUAUGUUUUUUAAUUAAUUAAUAUAUUAAUGAUAAUAAUAAUUUUUUAUAUGAAAAAUGAUUUAUUAAUACAUAUAUAUAUAUAUAAAAAUCAUUGUGUAGUCAAUUCAAACAGAACAUAAUGCAUAUUAAUUGCAUAAAAAUGUGGUGAAAUUGAAACCACUCAAUUUGAAUAAAAAAUAAAAAAAUAAAUAAAUAAUUUGAGAGUGAAAGCAAACACCACUCAAAUAUCUCUUGUUAUUAUCCAUCAAUUUUAUUAUAUUCUCAUUUAAAACAAAAUUCCAUUUUAAUUUCCAUCUCGCUCAGUGCAUAUAUUUAUUAACAUAAAUAUUAAACUUAACCACCGACACUAUAUUGAGAUUGACUAAUAGUACCAAUCAAGCAACUAAAU